This is a messenger RNA of Teleopsis dalmanni, 2866 nucleotides long. It is a transcript of the gene in, whose product is annotated as protein inturned. The coding region runs from base 296 to 2836 and encodes 846 amino acids. The transcript has a single exon. Gene Ontology annotation, cellular component: cytoplasm; cilium. Lineage: Eukaryota; Metazoa; Arthropoda; Insecta; Diptera; Diopsidae. Gene Ontology annotation, biological process: nervous system development; establishment of planar polarity; vesicle-mediated transport. The record is from RefSeq and is a predicted model, not a curated record.
AAACAGACCUUUAAUGUGUAAUAUCUGCUAAUAAUUCUACCUCAUUACACAGCAAUUUGUAUACAAGCUUGGAUAAUUCAACAAAUUUUUACACAAUUUUUCGAUAAACUCAGUUUUUUUUAUUUAUCUAUAUUGCUUCGAGUAAAGAAAAUAGCCAAAUUAUAAAGAAGCUAGUAUCUAUCAGGGAAGGCAGGCGUUGGUUUUAAGAAUUAAAAAACUAAUGUUAGAAUAUAUAUUGAAACAAAUAACGCAGUCUGUAAUAAAAUAAAGAAAUUAAUUUCUUACUUUUUCGCAAAUGCAAACAAGACAUGUAAAAGAAAAAGCGGUUGUUGUAAACGAUGUAUAUUGGAAUUUAGGAUCAUCAGAUUCAUUGUAUUCGGAUAUGUGUAGCGAUAAUGGCGAUCUGGCAAAUUGGGAGCAAUAUGUUGCCGAUAACGGAAAUUUAUUUUAUGCUGAAUACAUUCCACAAGAUAAUGAAACAAAUAAGUACGAAGAGUUAGGCAAGCAAUUAUCUUUGCCUAUAACGGAAAAUAAAGCAAAUCGUCGAAAGUAUAAUCAUAAACGAUCACAGUCAGACUAUGUUCAAAAUCAGAAGCACAAAAAUAUAAAUGAUCAAAUUAGUACUAAAAUUCAAAAUCAUUGUUUUAAAUUUUCAGAUAUAAAAUGUCAAGGGCAUGUAAAGCAAUUGGAAUUAAUCAUUAGUGCAGCGAAUCGGUAUCGUUUUGGACGUCGUUCUUCUGCUGUUGAAUCUAUUUUAGGUUUCCGAGUCGUGGCUUUUCCAGAUCAGCCCGAGUGCUUAAUGGUUGAUGAUUUCAUACACCAAAUGCCCAACAUUCAACAACAUAUUAUACGCGGCGAUUGGUUUAAAAGUUUAGAUAAUAUCGAUAUACGAACAAGCAAUAUUGAAGAAUUAUUACUUCAAUUCACUGAACCAACUAAAGUUUGUCUUAGAUUUCAGGGCGCACCACCAAUAGUGGAUGAUAUAACCGAUUUAGGAAAUAUUGGUCAAAAUAUCAAAAUUAUUGAGGAUUUUUCCACAUUCGCUAAAAAGUUCUCUAGUUUAACUAAAGAAGAAUCAAAAACCACAAUAAUAGCUAAAAACAAUGAUGCUCAACCUUUCAUUUUUCUUCUUUUGCCACCAGAAUGUUAUCAAAAUGAUAAGUAUAAGAGUUCGCUUUACUCUUAUCCAGAAAAUCCUGAAGAAAAUUUUCUAUAUAAAACUCGUGGAAGUUUUCUUACUAUGAAUGCAGUUUUGACAGAAGAACUGAAGACUAAACCGUUAGUAACAAAAAUUUUGAUUGAACGUGAUCAAUAUUACGUUAAUUAUGGAUCAUUAGGUGGAUUUCUGGCGCUGUCUGCAUUUUUGGCAGAAAAGAUUAGUGUAUCAGAAUCCAAAAAGUGGGCUAAUGAACUGUUGUGUUAUAUACGAUUUGCUUUACCAAAUUUAUCUCCUGAUGAUUUUCUGAAAUCUAAUGUAUCUGUCGCCAAUUUACGAAGAUUUUUGAAUGAUUUUUUUCUUAUACAACAAAAUCGUUUUCUUGCAAUAUGUAAAAGAAACUCUUAUCUAUUUGAAGAACUUUUUGAGCAAACAAGAUAUUUGCCAUUACCUAAAGAAGCACAACUUCGAAUACUCGAUGCAAUGAGUGAGUUGGAAGCAAUGGAUUAUAGAAAUUGGAAUACCGAACCUUUAAAUACUCAUCGCGAGUUUUUUGUAUAUGGAAGUGCUUUGUUUUACGAUAUGUUUAUAUUAGUUUCGCAGGUACCAGUAAAUAUUCUUUCAAAUAUUGAAUGCUUCUUACGGUGUCGAGGUAUUUUCAACUUUAUUGUAAAUCAAAAUGUCAAAGAGCUUUAUGUCUGGGAAGAAAUAAUAUUGCCUAAUACUCCAGAACGCCAUUUUUUAAUAGUAUGUGGUAGACAUCAUUUUAUUCUUACUGUUAUAUUAAAAUUAUUUAAUGAUCCGGAUUUAGUACCAAAUGCAAAAAUUUCCCCAUCUUUAUUUUAUAUUGAAGAAAUUCAGGAAACUUUAGAACAUUUAAUACAAUGUGGCAUUGAGUCUUUAGCAAUGUUUUGGUCUGUAUCAAAUAAGCGGCCAGCUAUUUUGUGUGAAGUUGGUCAAGAGGAAUAUGAAAAAAACUCAAUGAAAUCGGAGAUUUCAACGAAACAAAAGCUUCCUUUAAAUUUAUUGACUAGCAGCAAUCAGUCGCAGCUAGAGGAAGAGUCGUACGUAAGUUCAUCAGUUGCAGGUUCUUCAGUACAAAGCGAAGAAGAAGUAUAUCGAAAGCGUUUAGUCUCUGUGAAUUCAGGUUUCGAUUCCGACAGUGAAUCUGACUGGGAAAACUUCUAUGAACAAGAUGUACUCGAUUCAGAAUCUCAAUGUCAAAUAGCGAAAUCAUUACGAAAAGAAAUAAACAAUCUUAUUCCCGUCAAUAUAACGGCAGGUUGGAAAAAUGAAUUAUUUUAUUACAUUUCAAUAGAUCAUGGUAAUGGUUUAAUAUUAUGUCCUUUCUUAAGCAAUGUGGAUGUAAGACUUGUAACAGAAAUUCGCAAAGCUUGUUUUUUAAUUCACAAUGUUUUGAAAAGCUCAAACAAUAUAAAAUUACCUUUAACUAAAGAAGUUAAUAAGAACAUUACUGGUAUGGUGGCCAUUAAAGAACACAGUAUAUCAGUUCAAUUAAAUGACACCAGUAAUCAAUUAAAUAUGAAAAACAAUCGGUUUAUUGUUGUAGGUCGAUUGUUUAAAACACCAAUCAAAGAAAUUUAUGUCUGUCACCGACCGGAUGUCCCUCAAAAUAUAAUAGAAAUAGCUUUUCGCUUAUCACUAUUUUCAGUUGGAUAAAUAUGUAUUAAUUUUAAGUUGUAUGAAAAU